Galendromus occidentalis (western predatory mite) is the source of this 741-nucleotide messenger RNA. Its product is annotated as CD151 antigen. The record is from RefSeq and is a predicted model, not a curated record. Gene Ontology annotation, cellular component: plasma membrane. Lineage: Eukaryota; Metazoa; Arthropoda; Arachnida; Mesostigmata; Phytoseiidae. The transcript is spliced from 7 exons. The coding region runs from base 4 to 741 and encodes 245 amino acids.
CCGAUGGUUCAGGGAUGUGGAGCAGUUGUGAAAUAUGCACUUUUUGUGGCAAAUCUUAUCAUCAUGCUAGGUGGCGUCGUGGUUUUCGGCGUUGGCGUGUGGACCCUGGCUGACAGAAGCUUCAUGGAGCGAUUAUUAGGAUCGAAUCUAUACGUGUCGUCAGCGGCCAUCAUGAUAUGUACAGGGCUCGUGACGACAUUUGUAGCUUUCUUGGGAUGUUUCGGUGCGUGGAAGGAACUGCGCUGCUUACUCAUGGCGUUUUUCGCGAUUCUUCUCGUCCUCUUCGUCGUCAUGAUGGUCGGAGGCAUUCUAGGAUACGUCUUCAGGAACGAGGUUGACGAUCGGAUGUACGCCGAGAUGAUCUCCUCCAUACCCAAGUACAAGAAUGAUUCGGCGGUGACUCGAACAUGGGACAGCGUACAGCAGGCGUUCCGGUGUUGCGGCAUGCAAGUUCGGGGGCCAACUCCAUCAACUGAUCCCCCGAUGCGAAUUUGGUUCCAAAACCCCAACUUCAAUCUCUUCGUCCAGGUCCCGGAUUCCUGUUGCAUGAGAAAGGAAUGGCUCGGUGGAUGCCGCGAACGACCAACAGAACGCGACACCUACAUGGAUAAUUGUUAUACCAAAAUGCGAGACUUCAUGAAGAGCCAUGCCGAGGUCAUCGGCGGUCUUGGGAUAGGGAUCGCAUGCGUCCUGCUCAUCGGCAUGAUUUUGUCGUGCAUACUCAUCGUCAUUAUUUUCUGA